Molecule: messenger RNA, 1892 nt
Organism: Lolium rigidum
Lineage: Eukaryota; Viridiplantae; Streptophyta; Magnoliopsida; Poales; Poaceae
Product: U-box domain-containing protein 40-like
Exons: 1
Coding region: 1-1683 (560 amino acids)
Biological process (GO): protein ubiquitination
Cellular component (GO): nucleus; cytoplasm
Molecular function (GO): ubiquitin-protein transferase activity; protein binding
Source: RefSeq, a predicted model, not a curated record
AUGGGCGCGGCGCGUCCACGGCGCUGGCGGCUCCCCUUCCAACGCAGCGCGCCCUCGUCCCCAUCCUCCAAGUCCUCCGCCGUCCCCUACUCGCCCGCGCGCUCCGCGGCGGCGGCGGAAAACGAGAUAAAGUGGGAGCAGCAGCAGGAGGCCGCGCCGCCGGAGCUCGUCUGCCCGAUCCUCGGCGCGCUCAUGGCCGACCCCGUCAUCCUGCCGUCCGGCCACACCUACGAGCGCGCCUGCCUCCAGGCCUGCGCCGACCUCUCCUUCUUCCCCCCCGGCGCCGGCUCGGGCUCCGACGCCAUGAUUCCCAACUCCGCCCUCAAGGCCGCCAUCGGCACCUGGUGCGCCCGAUCCGGCCGCGUCGCGCCGCGGCCCCCGUCCAGAGAAGCUGCUCGGGCGGCAGUGCUCCGCGCGAUGCCUCCUCCUCCUCCGGCUCCGGCUGCGGCGGCGGAGGCCAAGUCUGUUCGAACCCGGAGGGCGGCGACGGCGAGCUCCUCCAACUCGUCCUACUCCUCCCCGCCCUCCGCCGCGUCCACCUCCACCUACACGUCCUCCUCCUCGGAGAUCACCCCCGCGGAGGACGACGCGGCACAGGCGGCCGCGAAGCCCGACGUGGCGCCGGUUGACCCGCUGGAGGACGAGGUGGUGGCGACGGUGAUGGACGCGGACGAGGACGGCGAGGUGGCGGCCGCGCUGGCCCUGCUCCGCGAGGCCACGCGGGAGAGCGCGGAGCGGCGCCGCGCGCUCUGCACGCCGCGCCUGCUCGCGGCGCUCCGGCGCGUGCUGCUCAUCCCGCGCCACGCCUCCGCCCGCGUCGACGCCACCGCCGCGCUGGUGAACCUCUCCCUCGAGCCGGCCAACAAGGUGCGCAUCGUGCGCGCGGGCGCCGUCCCGGCGCUCGUCGAGGUGCUCCGCUGCUCCGCGGGCGGCGGCUCGGAGGCGCGCGAGCACGCGGCGGGGGCGCUCUUCGGCCUCGCGCUCGCCGAGGAGAACCGCGCAGCCAUCGGCGUGCUCGGCGCGGUGCCGCCGCUGCUCGACCUGUUCACCUCCCCCGCCCAGCACCCGCGCGCGCGGCGCGACGCCGGGAUGGCGAUGUACCACCUCUCGCUCGCCGCCGUCAACCAGACCAAGGUCGCCCGCUUCCCGGGCGCGCCCAAGGCCCUGCUCGCGGUCGCGUCCAGCGCGGCGGAGCCCACGCCCAUCCGGAGGCUGGCGCUCAUGGUCGUCUGCAACGUGGGCGGCUGCGCCGAGGGCCGCGCCGCGCUGAUGGACGCGGGCGCCGUGGCGUCCGUCUCCGGGAUCCUCCUCUCAGGCAAUGACGACACCAGCACUCGCGUCGCGGAGCUGGAGGAGUGGUGCGUGGCGGCGAUCUACGCGCUGAGCCGCGGCAGCCUGCGGUUCCGGGGCCUGGCGCGGGCGGCGGGGGCGGACAGGGCGCUCCGGCGCGUGGCAGAGGAGGGCACCCCCGGCGGCGUGCGGCGCGAGAUGGCGAGGAAGACGCUCCGGGCCAUGCGGGGCGACCUGGACGAGGAGGCGGACCUGACCGGCAGCAGCCUCGAGUGCGGCGACGGCGGCGGGGAGGACUGCGGCGGGAGCAUCGUGUCGGACGGGCUCAUGUCGUUCCGGCGCCGGCAGCGCGACGUCGGGGCCGCGUCGGGCGGCAACACCGCCGAGUUCUGAACCCAAUUCCUCCGCCCAGUCAUUCAGUGUUCCCCCAUAAUCUGUACGUAAAAUCGCUUGCUUUUAGGUUUCACACGGUUAGAUGUUGGUGACUGUCACGCGAGAUUGAGUUCGUAUCCUCCAGAGGAUCUAUGCCCUCUUUGUUUCUGAUUGAUCAAACUACGUAAUGCAUGAAGUGGCUGUGCGAGUUGCUAGCUCGCGACUUGGCA